Vanrija pseudolonga is the source of this 506-nucleotide messenger RNA. RefSeq lists its product as uncharacterized. The coding region runs from base 46 to 423 and encodes 125 amino acids. Lineage: Eukaryota; Fungi; Basidiomycota; Tremellomycetes; Trichosporonales; Trichosporonaceae. The transcript is spliced from 3 exons. The record is from RefSeq and is a predicted model, not a curated record.
CGUCCGGCCACGGUUGACAUUCUCCACCACUCGACGACAACAACAAUGGAGGCCCUGUCCCGCCGAGAAGAGGAGGAGAUCGAGACGGCCGCCAAGACCGACGCCCUCAAAGCGUGCGACGACUACGUGCGGGCGUUUGCCAAGUGCUGUGAGGGUCGCACGUUCACGCAGCCGUUUGUGUGUGCUGCACCUUUCAAGGCUAUGAACGCGUGCAUCAAGGAAGAAAUGUCGGUCGAUCGCAUCGACACCCUCAAGCUCGAGUAUAUUGCCAACCGCUCCGAAAAGGGCCGUCUGGCCGUCGAGGCGCUCCUCCAGCAGCGGAAAGAGAAGCUCAUCAAGAUGUCGGGCAAGAGGGAGGACGAGCUGCGCAAGCAGGAGGAGUACUACCGCCUCGCGCGGGAGAAGCAGCAGGGCGGCGCGUAGGCGCGCGCAUGAUUGGAAACACACACACCACACACCACUCUGUAGACUAGACUUGCAUAGACUGGACUUUUGCCAUGCUGCUG